Messenger RNA from Brachypodium distachyon (stiff brome), 1814 nucleotides. Its product is annotated as protein starmaker. The record is from RefSeq and is a predicted model, not a curated record. Bases 252 to 1505 code for a protein of 417 amino acids. NCBI's taxonomy places the organism in Eukaryota, Viridiplantae, Streptophyta, Magnoliopsida, Poales, Poaceae. The transcript has 2 exons.
CUCCUCGCCGGUAGUUGGCUACUAUACCCCCUCCCUCCCUCUGCCGAGCGACCCAGUCCCCUCGCUCCCUGGAUCUUCUUCCUCCUCGGCCGAGCGCCGCCACCCAUCCCGCUGCCGAGCGCCCAUCGUCUUCCUCCUCGCGCGAGCGCCUCCACCGCAGGAAGGCUUCAAGGUGUUGAACUGGUGGCUGGAGAUAUUUAGGACCAGACUUUGGAUUUUAGAGGUGGUUCUGUUACCUCUAUAGUCUAAUAAUGCUGAGGCAGAGCUCUAGCAGAAACCACAGAUCGAGAGGUCUGAAGCUAAAGAAAGCUCUUCAGAUAAGUCUUUUGGUUAUCGUCUCUGUUUGGUUGCUCUACCAAGUAAAGCAUUCGUACGAAAAGAAGGCGGCAUAUACUGAAAACGAUGCCAAUAACGACACCAGUGACGUGCGUAAAGAUGAUCAGAGCCAGGGGGAUAUCGUCAGAUUGGGCCGGAAGGGCCUGCCGGCAAAGAUGGAGGCCGAUUCAUCAACACUAGAUGAACGGAUAGAGGAUGAAGAUACUGAAGAGAUAGAGCAAGAAAUCAAGCAUGACGAGCAUGACGACGAUCCCAUUGAUGAGCCAGACCUGGACAAGGAUGAUGAUCUUCCUGAGCCUGGUGAGCACUCUGCUGAUAAGGAUGAAGGAUCUGAUGGUGUGGGUGUGUUUGAGGACGAAGAACGGAAGGAGCGGUCUCAGGAGGAUCAAGAGAAGAGUUUCCAUGGUGAUGAUGUAUCUAGUGCUGUUACUCAUGAAACUCCAUUGCAGCAAGAUGAGCUGACCCAUCAUGCCCAGGAGAAAAUCUUAUACGUGGAUGAUGCUUCCUCUGCAGUUUCUAACGAAAACCAGGAACCUGAACACAAGGCGGAGGAAGCUCGCAAGGCCAGGGAGAAGAGUUCUAGAGGUGAUAAUGUCUCAGGUUCUGUGGACCAUGAUGCCCAAAUCACAAAACCUCUCCCAGAGGAACAACUGAAGAGCAUGGAUAGGAUAUUUGAAGGCACCGCCAAUUUAUCAAAUGGAAUAACAUUUCGAGGCCCUGGAGUGAAUGGAACCAAUCCUAUUGAGGAAUAUGGAGCCUCCUCAACUAAUGCAUCUUCCAAUCCAAAUCCGAGCACUCCCAGCAUGGUCUCAGAAAGCCAGACUGAGCCAGCUAUAGUAAAUUUGACCAGCAACCAUACUGGAUCAGAGAGAAGUGAUUCAACUUCUUUGAAAGGUCAACAUGAGCAGCAAAUAAAUUCAGCAGUGGCAUUGGACAAUCAGACACAGCUCUCCACUGAUCUGGCAUCAGCUGAGCUGAAUUCUCCCCCAAAUGGGACUGUGGCUUUGGUUUCAUCUGAUGCCCAGAAGGUCACAUCCAUGGAUGGAGAUAGUGGCACAUCCUCCAGUCAGGUGGAAAAUAAAGUCGACGGAACUCAAAAAGAAGACCUAGAUGUAUCAACAAAAAUCAUGAACACAGCGAUCGGUGAAGGUGAAGUUCUCCCAGAAUGAAGAUCAGGAUCUCUCUCUCUCUCUCUCUCUCCAUCUCUCUUUCUCUUGUUUGCUGCUUCUGGUGCAACCUGUAAGUUUGUAGGAUUUCCAAGAGAUGCAAUGCAAGCAAACUACCUCAAUUGCUGCCCUCCUUUUUGUAUAUGUUUGAUAGGAAGCUGCUUUGUAUUGUCUAGAGGGCAUGAUGUGCAUCAUGAUCUGGGGAAAGCUUGUAUGGAAGGAUCAUUAUACCUGUUCGGCAGCUCUAAAGCUUUGCUGCUGAAAUGCCAACUAUUAGUAGUGAUAAUGUCUUUAGCGCUUUGCUGAUGUCUA